CCUCUGGUCUCUGUCCUGUAGGCAUCACAUGGCUCCAGGGUCCCAGCAGAGUGACCAGUGAAGAGUGACAGGUGUCAGAGGCUGGAUCCCAGUGACCAGUAGGCACACAGCUGGGCAGGGCUCCAGGGUAACCUGUAGCCUGGAGGAGGAGACAAGUCUCAGGACAGGAGCUGCACUGCUCCCUCUUAUACCAGUAUACCCAGUCCAGGCUGCCAGUGUCUGCAGGAGCUGCCCUGUCCAUCCAGCUGUUCCACAAUGCUUGAUGGGCUUAAAAUGGAGGAAAACAUACAGAAUGUCAUCGACAAGUCGGCGACUCUUUCCUUAUUCGGGCCAGCUCUGGACCAGAAGUGGGUAUGUGAGGGCUGUGAACGUGUGAUCUGUGACCGCUUCCUUCUGCGGAUCAGUGACAGUCUCUGGCAUGAGCAGUGUGCCCAGUGCUGCGCCUGCAAGGAACCCCUGGAGAGCAGCUGCUUCUACAGAGACAAGAAGCUCUACUGCAGGAAUGACUACGAGAAGUUAUUUGCAGUAAAAUGUGGAUCCUGCCUAGACACCAUCACACCCAGUGAGUUUGUCAUGAGAGCGCAGAAAAGUGUCUACCAUUUGGGAUGCUUCUGUUGCUGUGUAUGUGAAAGACAACUUCAAAAAGGUGAUGAGUUUGUGCUCAAGGAUGGACAACUUCUCUGUAAGAGUGACUACGAGAGAGAACGGGACAUGCUGAACCUUGUCAGUCCAGCUGCCUCUGACUCAGGUAAGAGUGAUGAUGAUGAAGAUGGUAAAUUUGAAGAUGGUAAAGGAAUUGAGGAUGGUAAAGAUCAAAAACGACCUAAAAGACCAAGGACUAUUCUGACAACGCAGCAGAGAAGGGCUUUCAAAGCUUCAUUUGAGGUGUCAUCUAAACCAUGCAGAAAGGUGAGGGAGACACUUGCUGCAGAAACUGGCCUUAGUGUCCGUGUAGUGCAAGUCUGGUUCCAGAAUCAAAGAGCAAAGAUGAAAAAGUUGGCAAGAAGACAGCAACAACAGCAACAGCAGCAAGAUCAGCAAAACCCUUCCCGUGUACCAGCAGCACAAACACACAACUCCAGCAACUCCAGCAUUGAAGGAAUCAUGAAUGUCUUUACAUCACUCCCUCAGCAACAUCUACUUUCCAUAGAGCAAAACAUAUAUAAUUCAGACCCAUUCCAGCAAGGACUUACGCCUCCGCAGAUGCCAGGAGACCAUAUGCAUCCUUACGGUGGGGAGACCAUGUUCCAUGACAUGGACAGCGAUGAUGCUUCCCUUACCUUGGGUGAAUGUCUUCUAGCAGCACCUGAAGUAGGGUCACUGCAGACUCGAGUGGGAAAUCCCAUUGAUCGUCUUUACUCUAUGCAAAGUUCAUAUUUUACGUCCUGAAAGCAACAUUAGACGUUGCUGAAAGAAUGUUAUCUGGAACUGGAAAUUAUACUGGUUGUCUGCAAUUUCUAGUCAAUCGGACCAAGUUAGAGAUAAUGGCUGUUCACGAUGCUACUGAAAAUUCGGGUCAUGCAUGACUCUUUAGAAACAAUUUCCACUGGAUUAUUAUCCACAAUAUAAAAAGUAUUGUUCGUUAUUUUGACUAUGUAAAGAAAAACCACUUGAUCACUGGCAUCACAUGGGUCACCAGAACUUCAUGGAAGAUAUUUGGAACAUUCUACAUAACUGCUGCUGAGGUUGAACCUAAAUAAAAUGAACCCCUAUGGAUACAUUCUAUAGGAAUGACCUUAAAAACCAUUUGUGUAUUCUGAAGCUAUAAAAGAGCCCCUUCACUUUGAGCUGAAGACGUUGACUUUGUGACAUUCUGGAUUUAUGACACAUGGUUCAUUAUUCAGUACACCCAUGAAAAUGACUCCAGGUAUACAUGGAUACAUUAUGUUUUCACCUACUGACUAAAUUUACUGCAGAAUAUCAAGAAGCACAUCCACAAGCUUGAGACGUCGCAAGAAUGUAUACAAUUGUGUUUUGAAACAGACUAGAUCAUUCACUUGAAGGAUGUUGACUGACAAUAAAUUCAAUGAAUUAGUUACAUUAUCCAAGACACUGAUUGUAUAGCCCAGCAAUAUUGCCAUUGGGAGCUAUUUAAU
Molecule: messenger RNA, 2096 nt
Organism: Bufo bufo (common toad)
Lineage: Eukaryota; Metazoa; Chordata; Amphibia; Anura; Bufonidae
Gene: LMX1A
Product: LIM homeobox transcription factor 1 alpha
Exons: 9
Coding region: 256-1389 (377 amino acids)
Biological process (GO): regulation of transcription by RNA polymerase II; neuron differentiation
Cellular component (GO): nucleus
Molecular function (GO): RNA polymerase II transcription regulatory region sequence-specific DNA binding; DNA-binding transcription factor activity, RNA polymerase II-specific
Source: RefSeq, a predicted model, not a curated record